Haemorhous mexicanus (house finch) is the source of this 1465-nucleotide messenger RNA. Its product is annotated as alcohol dehydrogenase 1. Gene Ontology annotation, molecular function: all-trans-retinol dehydrogenase (NAD+) activity; zinc ion binding. Lineage: Eukaryota; Metazoa; Chordata; Aves; Passeriformes; Fringillidae. The record is from RefSeq and is a predicted model, not a curated record. Gene Ontology annotation, cellular component: cytosol. The coding region runs from base 149 to 1276 and encodes 375 amino acids. Gene Ontology annotation, biological process: retinoic acid metabolic process; retinol metabolic process. The transcript has 9 exons.
GUCCACUUGUGGGAGCACUUCACACAACCAGGUUCCAGUGUGCUGGAGAGGACUUGUGGUACCAGCAACCCAGCUGCUCUGGGGGUGACUGAGCUUGUGGUGCAAGAAAUCAGCAGUGGCAAGAUUCGAAACAGACACACCGGUCAACAUGAGCAUGGCAGGCAGAGUUAUUAAAUGCAAGGCAGCAGUGCUGUGGGAAGCCAAUAAACCAUUCAGUAUUGAGGAAGUGGAAGUUGCCCCACCAAAAGAACAUGAAGUUCGCGUAAAGAUCAUGGCCACUGGGAUCUGCCGCUCUGAUGACCAUGCGGUAACUGGUGCAAUGGUUAUGCCUUUUCCAAUAAUUCUUGGGCAUGAAGCAGCUGGUGUUGUGGAGAGUGUUGGGCAGGGAGUGACUGCAGUCAAGCCAGGAGACAAGGUUAUUCCACUCUUUGUUCCACAGUGUGGGGAGUGCCAGAACUGCUUAAACACCAAGGGUAACCUGUGCAGUAAAACUGACCUUGGUACAAGUCCUGGACUAAUGCCUGAUGGCACCACCAGAUUCACCUGUAAAGGAAAAGCAAUUUACCAUUUUCUUCGUACAAGUACCUUCACUGAAUAUACAGUGCUGCAUGAAUCUGCUGUGGCCAAAAUCGAUUCUGCUGCUCCUCUGGAAAAAGUUUGUCUAAUUGGCUGUGGAUUUUCAACUGGUUACGGGGCUGCUCUGCAGACUGCCAAGGUGGAACCAGGCUCCACCUGUGCCGUUUUUGGCCUUGGAGGAGUUGGCCUCUCUGUUAUCAUGGGCUGCAAGGUGGCUGGAGCUUCCCGCAUCAUUGCCGUGGACAUCAACAAGGACAAGUUUGCCAAGGCCAAGGAGCUGGGAGCCACCGACUGCAUCAACCCUAAAGAUUUCAAUAAGCCCGUCCAUGAAGUGUUGACGGAAAUGACCGGCGGGGGUGUGGACUACUCCUUUGAGGUCAUCGGCCGUACAGAUACCAUGACUGCAGCCUUGGCCUGUUGUCAGUCCAACUAUGGAGUCAGUGUGAUUGUGGGAGUGCCCCCUGCAGCACAAAAGAUCACCUUUGAUCCCAUGCUCCUCUUCACUGGUCGCAGCUGGAAAGGCUCUGUCUUUGGAGGGUGGAAGAGUAAAGAUGCAGUUCCCAAACUGGUUGCUGACUACAUGAAGAAAAAGUUUGUUCUGGAUCCAUUAAUAACCCACACACUACCUUUCACAAAGAUCAAUGAAGGAUUUGAUCUUCUAAGGACAGGAAAGAGCAUCCGCAGUGUCCUGACAUUUUAGGAUUUCCAGACAUUAAGCAGCAGAUGGCUCAGCACCAGUAUGAACUUCACCAUCCUCCAAUACAACUUACAUGAAAUUCAAACCAAGGCUUUCCUGAAAGAUCUACCACUACCCUUGAAUAAAAGAACCAAGCUCAAACCCCAUACUUCAAGCACAGAAUUUAUAAAUUAAACCAUUUAUUUCCUUCUA